Molecule: messenger RNA, 1005 nt
Organism: Echinops telfairi (small Madagascar hedgehog)
Lineage: Eukaryota; Metazoa; Chordata; Mammalia; Afrosoricida; Tenrecidae
Gene: PSMB5
Product: proteasome 20S subunit beta 5
Exons: 3
Coding region: 16-807 (263 amino acids)
Cellular component (GO): proteasome core complex
Molecular function (GO): threonine-type endopeptidase activity
Source: RefSeq, a predicted model, not a curated record
UUGCCCUCAGUAGACAUGGCGCUGGCCAGUGUGUUACAGAGGCCGUUGCCGGUGAACGAGCGCGGCUUUUUCGGACUCGGGGGCUGCGCAGACCUGCUGCACCCGAGUCCGGGAAGCUACCGCGACGGACUGAAGCUGGCGGCGCCCCGAUGGGGCGUCCCGGAGGAGCCGAGGAUCGAGAUGCUUCACGGGACCACCACGCUGGCCUUCAAGUUUCGCCGCGGAGUCAUCGUGGCGGUGGACUCGCGGGCCACGGCCGGAGCCUACAUCGCCUCGCAGACUGUGAAGAAGGUGAUCGAGAUCAACCCCUACCUGCUGGGCACCAUGGCUGGGGGUGCGGCGGAUUGCAGCUUCUGGGAGAGGCUGCUGGCUCGCCAGUGCCGCAUCUACGAGCUUCGAAACAAGGAACGCAUCUCGGUGGCCGCCGCCUCCAAGCUGCUGGCCAACAUGGUGUACCAGUACAAAGGCAUGGGGCUGUCCAUGGGCACCAUGAUCUGUGGCUGGGAUAAAAGAGGCCCCGGCCUUUACUACGUGGACAGUGAAGGGAACCGCAUCUCGGGGACCACCUUCUCUGUAGGUUCCGGCUCUGUGUAUGCCUACGGGGUCAUGGAUAGGGGCUACUCCUAUGACCUGGAAGUGGAACAAGCCUACGAUCUAGCUCGGCGAGCCAUCUACCAAGCCACCUACAGAGAUGCCUACUCAGGAGGUGUGGUCAAUCUGUACCAUGUCCGGGAGGAUGGCUGGAUCCGAGUAUCCAGUGACAACGUUGCUGAUCUGCACGACAAGUACAGUGGAACUGCCCCCUGAGCGGCGGUGGGGCUGGCUGUUUGCAAAUCUUGGGGUGACUGUCCUUGGUAAUAAAGCGUGGCACCCCAUCCCGUAGGUAGUGAUCUUUCUUUCAGCUCCUAUGCAUUGGCCUCUGUAUGUUACUAGUUGUUAAUGAGCUGCUGCCGAGCACGCUCUGGGUUUACUUUGUUUGCUGUUACAUUACACUACUCAGCCUCA